CCCCAGACGAAAUGGCGCGUUUAGGUCUGGUUCUCGCCAUGGCUCUUUGCCUUACCAUCUCUGUGUUUCCGGACACAACCACUGCUCAGCUCAACAAUUUCUACGGAAAGUCAUGUCCUAAUGUUGAAGCUAUUGUGAGGAAAAUUGUCCAACAAAAAGUCAAAGAGACAUUCGUUACUAUCCCAGCUACUCUCCGUCUCUUCUUCCACGAUUGCUUCGUUAACGGAUGUGAUGCGUCGGUCAUGAUUCAAUCAACGCCUAACAACAAGGCCGAGAAGGAUCAUCCAGACAACGUGUCUUUGGCCGGAGACGGAUUUGAUGUUGUGAUCAAAGCCAAGAAAGCUCUUGACGCAAUCCCAAGCUGUAGAAACAAAGUUUCUUGUGCUGAUAUCCUUGCCCUAGCCACCCGCGAUGUGGUUGUCGCGGCUGAAGGACCGUCGUACCCGGUGGAACUCGGAAGGCGUGACGGUUUGGAGUCUACAGCUGCCAGCGUCCACGGAAACUUGCCAGGACCAAAUGAUAACGUUGACAAACUCAACAAGCUCUUUGCCAAAAACAAACUUACUCAAGAGGAUAUGAUCGCUCUUUCAGCGGCUCACACCCUCGGAUUCGCCCAUUGUAGCAAAGUAUUCAACAGAAUCUACAACUUCAACCGCACACAUAUCAUUGAUCCAACUCUAAAUAAAGGCUACGCUAAGGACCUUCGAUUGGCUUGUCCCAAGAACGUUGACCCAAGAAUCGCUAUUAACAUUGACCCAAUCACUCCAAAGAAGUUAGACAACAUUUACUUCAGGAAUCUCCAACAAGGCAAAGGACUCUUCACUUCCGACCAAGUUCUCUACACCAAUCGUCGCUCUAGGCCCACCGUUGACUCUUGGGCCAAGAACUCAGCUGCUUUCAACGCCGCCUUUGUUAAAGCUAUGACCAAGCUUGGCCGCGUUGGCGUUAAAACUGGACACAAUGGUAACAUUCGUCGUGACUGUGGAGCGUUUAACUAAGAGGGAAUACAGAAAAUUUGAAAUUCUGUUUUUGAGUUUUUUUCUUACAGCAUUUUGAUUCUUGACCGAUUACGAUUUUUUUGUUUUCUGUUUAUUUUUGCUUCUUGUAUUAUUCACAAACAUAACAAUUAUUAUAUAUAUCCUUGUUUUAUUUCUUUUGGCUUCAAUAUUAAUUACCUUAUUUCUUCUAUGGAAGUUGUUUAACAAAUCAAAACCUAAGCAUCCAAAAUCAGCACAAUAAUUAAAUCCCAAGACAUAUUUAAACACAAAAUCUAAAGAUGUUGUUCAACACAAACUCUGUAAUUAAAGAAUCAGAUAUACAGUGAAACCUCUAUAAAUUAA
Molecule: messenger RNA, 1340 nt
Organism: Brassica rapa (field mustard)
Lineage: Eukaryota; Viridiplantae; Streptophyta; Magnoliopsida; Brassicales; Brassicaceae
Product: peroxidase 73
Biological process (GO): hydrogen peroxide catabolic process; response to oxidative stress
Molecular function (GO): heme binding; peroxidase activity
Source: RefSeq, a predicted model, not a curated record